CCAUUUUCUUUCGUCACUGGAAUCCAUCAUCAACAACCCGAUUAAUCUUUACUCUUACCAAAAUGGUUCAUAUCGAAGAAAGCUUGCAGAUACCCCGGGACUUUGAGGGUUUCGGCGAGGAGGGCUUCGAUCCAAAAUGGCCAAAUGGUGCUCGUAUCGCGGUUUCCUUUGUUCUCAACUAUGAAGAAGGCGGAGAAAGAAGCACAUUGGACGGAGACCCUUUUUCGGAACCAUACUUGUGGGAGAAAGGCGCAUCUGGUGGCUACAAAGAAGGCGCCAGGUACCUCAAUGCCGAGCAAGACUUUGAGUAUGGCAGUCGCUCAGCUUCUUGGCGUCUUAUCCGUCUCUUCAAGGAAUUUGGCUGGAGCUUCACUACUUACGCUGUAGCUUACGCGCUCAAGCGCAACCCAACCUUUGCAAAGGCGCUGGUCCGAGACGGACAUGAAAUCGCUUGUCACGGACUCAGAUGGCUGGAUAUCUGGAACUAUGCACUCGAGGAGGACAAGGAAUACAUCAAGCAGAACAUUCUUAUGCUGAAGGAAGUAUCAGGUGAGAUGCCCGUCGGCGCUUACUUUGGCCGUGGUACACCCAAUACCCCCUCGUUAUUCCCGGAAGUAUGGAAGAGUCUUGGAGGCGAGUUUCUCUGGUCUUCCGAAUGUUACAACGAUGAUGUUCCUUACUGGCUUGACUUGCCAUGGGAGAAAGAGUUGCGAGAGGAGAAGCGAGAAGGCAUGCUGCUCAUCCCUUACAAUUAUGAUUGCAACGAUGGAAAAUUCCACAUGUCGCCCGGCUUUGGCAGCUCUGUUGCGGAGACGUAUGAGCAGUAUUUGAAGAACACUUUUGAUUGCUUGUACAGAGAGGGCGGCAAGCUGAUGAACAUUCCAUUGCAUACACGUAUCAUUGGCAAACCAGGCAGAUCAGAGGCUUUGAGGAAGUUCAUGAAGUACAUUGCGGAAAAAGAAGGAGUUUGGGUUACAACGAGACGCGAUAUCGCCAGACACAUGAGGGCAGAAUUUCCCUACAAGCCAAACAGGGAGUGGAUGAAGGGAGCACAGUGUGAUAAGACAGAUGUCGCCGACGAUGCUUCAUCGAUUGCAUACACACGAGCUCUCGAAGAGCGAGUAGCUUUCUUGGAGAACAAGCUAGCCCAAGUCCCUACCCCAGAAGCAACCACAACUCCGAGGGAAACCGCAAGCAACUACUCGGUUCCGUCGGGUAGAGACAAAAAUGCCCUCAGUGACGUUGUAGCACACGUCUCGCUAGGAAACUUCGAGGCGCCGGCUUAUGUUGGACCCUCGUCUGGACUAUCCUUAGCUCUGAACCUUGGCGAGAUGGUACAGGCGACUGUCUGGAAUAAGAUGUUGCCAGACAUACAGGAUGGCACUACGGGCAAUCAGGCUAACUGUAUCAAUCCCAGUCCGAGAUGCAUCACAGUGGAAGAUCUUUUGGCUCAUAGUGUCAAGGAACCUCCAAGUGAUGAGCAGGGUUCUCAAAUGCUCAAAGCGUACACAUCUCAGCUGCACUCCAAGUACCCUUUCCUGGAGCCUGAGGAGUUGUGGAAGUUGCAUAGCGAGAGACUGACUCUGGCUGCUAAAUCAACACAAACUCUUACAAGGAUUGAACGCUUCGGUAUUUUCAAGUUGUAUCUUGUAUACGCUAUGGGGGCAACUCUAGUGCAACUGACGCAAAGGGGCCCAGUAUUAUCUCCAGAGGCUCUCUAUAUCACUGCUUUGCAGCAUAUCUCAGCAGCCAGGGAGUCGAGAACCGUCCAAAACAUUGAGGCAAUGACGUUGCUCGUGAUGUUCCAUCUUCGGUCAACAUCUAGCCAUGGGCUGUGGUACAUGAUUGGAUUAGCAAUGAGAACAUCAAUCGACUUGGGCCUGCAUCGCGCGGCACAUGAACACAAUCUUGAUGGCUCUAUCGUUCAAAGAAGACGCAGGCUUUUUUGGUCUGUCUAUUCUCUUGAAAGAACCAUAGCAGUGUCGCUUGGUCGGCCUUUGAGCAUCGCAGACAACCAGAUCGACGUUGAGCUUCCGAAUACCAUCUUCAACGGGAGCCCAUCUGCUUCGGUCAUUGUCGGGAACGACAUCACUCUGGCACUCGUUCUUUUCAAGCUUCGCAGAAUCGAGUCCAAGAUUCAUCACUCGGUUUAUCGCACGGACAAGACUUUGGACGCACUCCGGCCCAAACUAGACCGGCUGCAUCAGCAACUCAAGUCUUGGCGGGACUCUCUGACGGAUUGGAUUCCUGCAGGUCAUCCAGAUCUGAACUAUGCGCUCCUGCUCUAUAAUCGUGCGCUGCGUCUUCUGAUACAGCCGUUUUUGCCGAUAUUACCAGCAACAGACCCGUUCUAUGGACUGUGCAUGCGAGCCGCAGGUGAUAUAUGCCAAGCACAUAAGAGAUUGCAUCAGACCCUGGACUACGGCCACAGCUUCAUCGCAGUCCAAACAGUCUUUGUCGCAGGAGUCACUCUCGUGUAUGGACUCUGGACUCAGGGUAAUGCGCUUUGGUCGGUGGCUGUGUCAAACGAUAUAAGAGCUUGCUCUCUAGUGCUCUUCGUCAUGAGCGAGAGGGCUCCCUGGGUACGUAAGUACCGAGAUGCUUUUGAGGUGCUUGUGAAUGCAGCCAUGGAAAAGCUUCAGGAUAGCGAGGCUGGUCUUGCUGAGAUGGCCUCGGCCCAAAUGAGAGCCAGCAAAGCGCCGGGUGCGGCUGAUAGUCGUGGAGUACAAAAUCCUGACCUCAGUGGGAACGAGGCCACGACGCGUCCGAUAGAUAGUACUUCCAAUCAGUUCUUGAUGUCUGAAGACGGUGGAAUAGCGCUUGGAGAGUUUGAGGGCGCUUGGCCGAUGGUUGCAGAGCUUGCAAAUUGGAUCGAUCAGGACACGGAAGGUGGAAGUCCCGUCUGGAUGCCGAAUUUUGAGUUACUACAGAGUCUUUCAGGCACCUGGAACGAAUAG
This is a messenger RNA of Colletotrichum scovillei, 2957 nucleotides long. Its product is annotated as chitin deacetylase 1. The transcript has 6 exons. Bases 63 to 2957 code for a protein of 964 amino acids. Gene Ontology annotation, biological process: carbohydrate metabolic process; DNA-templated transcription. Gene Ontology annotation, molecular function: hydrolase activity, acting on carbon-nitrogen (but not peptide) bonds; DNA binding; zinc ion binding. Lineage: Eukaryota; Fungi; Ascomycota; Sordariomycetes; Glomerellales; Glomerellaceae. The record is from RefSeq and is a predicted model, not a curated record.